GCCACACACAACUGGAUCCGUACGAAGCGCUUUUCCCCCGUUUUCUCGUCACUACAAAGUAGGAAAUUAGACGGAGGAGAGGAGUGCUUAUCAAAGGAAUAGCCAGCAGCAUUGUGUUACUUAAUAGUUGGUGUUGUACCAGUUGUACUUUUUAUGUACGCCAGUGUGGUGGUGUGCAGUGAUUCAUUGUUCUUUGCGAGAAGUACAGCAAAGUUGACGAACGGACGAGAAGUAACAAUAUUCCGAAGCCAUGAAACCCUAAUUUCCGCAACAAACUGACCCUAAGAUGACUGGUGUCCGGCAACCUUAACCUUUCGCUGUCGUCAACAAAGUAAGCGGGGUGUUCAGCAGGCGCCCCUGCACUGUUUUGGCUUUCGUCCAUCAAACCCCGAAACAGCAGGACCCCGAGGCGACUAGAUCUGCUAGGAAUUACACUAUCUUCGGUGCACGAGAUUAAGGCUGUGCGAUAAACGACGACGAGGAUCCUUCAUCCGAUAAGUUGACCGCUCUAGCCGUACAUGCCCACCAAGCAGUUCCUGCCGUCAGUGUGGUUCGGUGAAGUGGCAGGUACGGUACACGGUCCCACAGCUGGCCGAUAAUUAAUCGCAACUUGGUCUUGUCCAAUUGGCAAAGAGGAAGAGGGCCAAGCAACGAGCAGCAAGAGGAGCAGAAAGUAAAAAGGGUAACCAUAAGUAGCGGCUGCUGCGUACUUUUUUGCCGUUGCAAAAGAAGAGACCAUUCUGGAAAGAUGCAAGUGCUAAGCAAGAUGACCCCGGUGCCCGUCACCUGCCUGGAGUAUGUGCACCCGUGGACGCAAUCGUGCACCGUCGCGACGGCCGAACUGAUGAUCAUUGGCGUCCAGUACUGUCUGCGCAUAUACGCAGCCGUUUAUGCGCUCUCGCUGGUCAUGCGCGGUCGGAUACCGUCCCUGCCGGAGCUGAAGAAAACGUUGCGCGGCUGGCUGCAGUCGACCGCCUUCCUUACCACCAACGCGUUCAGCUACUCGAUCAUGAUGUGCUCGCUGCGACGGCUGCUGGGAAGCUACAAUUUCUACACCGCCUCGUACGUGCCCGCCUUCUUUGCCGCGCUCAUCUCGAUCAUGGUGGAGCGCUCGUCCCGGCGGGCGCUGCUCGCGCUGUACGUGUCGAACGUGGCGACCGAAACGAUGUGGAACAUACUGCAAUCGCGGGGGCUGGUGCGAUCCAUACCGCACGGUGAGAUUGCCAUCUUCGGUGUGGCCACCUCGGUGCUGAUGUACUGCUACCGGAAGAACAGGCAGAAGGAGUAUCGCGAUUCGAUGUUCGAUGUCGUACGGUUCGCGAUCGGUGAUAGUGAGGUGAUGAAGGGGGACACGCCGUCGGAAGGAGUGGAAACGUCGGCUGUACAGAACGUCGUCGGUCGUGCAGAAUCGAGCCAGCGCGCUUCCAAGAGUCCAAAGUACCCUCUGCCCUUUAUACAGGCGGCAGUGCAGGCUUACCUGCAGCUUACCGGCCGGUUGAAGGCAAUGGGAAAGCAUAAGCUGUGUCGUCAUCGGUACGGCUGCGUGUAUGAUACGCUCUCUAGCGGUGGGCGCAUGUUCUCGAUCGGUCUCGGGAUACAGGUCGUGAUGAAGGCGGUGCUGCAGAUGCGGAAGUUCAUCAGCCGACCGGCACUGUUGCGCAAAACGUUCCUCAGCAAGGACAUUGCCCGGCUGGGACUGUUCCUCGGUGGAUUCACCUCUAUCUAUAAGAUGUCUUCCUGUCUGCUACGUCAUUUUACCGACAGUGAUAGUCCAAUGUUUGCCUUCCCUAGCGGACUGCUAGCUAGUGUUGCAUUUGCCUUCUACUCCGACAACACCAUUGCCUUGUACAUUAUGUGGAAAACGCUGCAGAUUACUUACAACUGGGGCAUAGAGAAGGGAUACUUACCGCGCGUGCCCGGUUUCACGGUGAUGCUGUACGCCGUCAGCACCGCCUUGCUGUUCCACGCUGCGACAAUCGAGCCACAAAAUCUGCGGCCAAGCUACUGGAAGUUUUUGCACUCCAUUUCGGGCGGAAGAAUCUGCAUCAUGGAUCGCAGCGGGUUCGAUGUGUACGGGCUAAACACCUCCGGCCAGAUACGCACCAUGAUGAACCUGUGCAAAACGGAACCAAUCCUACAAGGACGACUGAGCUGAGUCCGUCAACUGGUCGGCAGAAAUGUAAUUACUUCGUGAACUGGAAGCCACCCGCCCGGCAAGCGCACCGAAAUGGCUUUGGGUUGGGAGUUUGGAACAAGCUUUGAGCUUUUUAUUGGACGGGACCGCGAAAUGGUAAACCAAAAGCGAUUGGACGAAAAACCAAAAUCAAAGAUUAGUUAACAGAACGAAUUCAUACACAAAACAUACAACACACACACACACACUAGGCGCACUUAAGUGAAGCGGGUAAUAGGAUAUAGGUAGGGUAGGUUUAGUACUGCUGUGUAAUGCAAAAUUCCUUGUUACGAUUAGGACGGGUACUCAGUAAGUUUGUUUUGUUGCUUUGCAUACCUUUUUUUUUGAAAAUGCACGUCAGCAUGUUUCCUUUCGUUUUAGUUAUGAUGUUUUUUUAGAUACAUAUUGAACUAUCGUUGCCUUGUUUUGCUCUUAAUGGACAAAUAAAUUUAUAAAAGAAAUGUUAACCAUUUA
Molecule: messenger RNA, 2647 nt
Organism: Anopheles coluzzii
Lineage: Eukaryota; Metazoa; Arthropoda; Insecta; Diptera; Culicidae
Product: transmembrane protein 135-like
Exons: 6
Coding region: 749-2155 (468 amino acids)
Source: RefSeq, a predicted model, not a curated record